Messenger RNA from Clunio marinus, 255 nucleotides. The record is from the annotation of a GenBank genome assembly. NCBI's taxonomy places the organism in Eukaryota, Metazoa, Arthropoda, Insecta, Diptera, Chironomidae.
AUGUACAAACAAAAAGACUGUUUACUUCACAAUCUGAAGCAUUCGAUAAUAAAUCGAAGCCAGAAAUGGUUUGAAAGCAUAACAAACAUUUUCGGUUUGGAACAACAAACGCAUCAUAAUCUACAUCCGUUAAGGAUUAAAAAUUCAAGAACUUCAUUGUUCAUUCUCGAUUUAAGUUGUCAUGCAAAGUAUUGUUGUCAAAUGUCUACCAAAAAACAAGAAAAAAAAGAAGAAGACGUGAGUAUUAUUAUAUAA